GCUCUGAUCCCCCUCGCCGGGAUUGGCCUCGGCGCUAGCUGGCGCCCGUGGGCGUGCUUCUCCGACGCCAGCAUGUGGGGCUACGCUGUGGCCACGUCGCACUUCAACGCCAACGAGCUGCGGGGCAUCGGGCGGGGCGACCCCCUGGGCACCGAGGUCGCCGUGCGGGUCAGCCUCUCCGCGGCCGGCGACGACGACGCCGCUUUCGCGGGACUGGGCCAACCGCCUCUUGGGCGUGGCACCGAGCGGCGCCGACGCGUUGGGGGGAUUGACUACGGGGCCAUCGCGGCCGCGGCUUGCCGCGGCGGUAUUCUGGCCCUUCCCGAUUCGGCCCUCGCCGCGCAUCGGUGGCAGCUGGUCGUCCGCGGCGCCUUUCUCUUCGCGGCGCCCGUCCAC
Molecule: messenger RNA, 396 nt
Organism: Prorocentrum cordatum
Lineage: Eukaryota; Dinophyceae; Prorocentrales; Prorocentraceae
Source: the annotation of a GenBank genome assembly